Messenger RNA from Pyrgilauda ruficollis (rufous-necked snowfinch), 2106 nucleotides. Its product is annotated as calpain-8-like. Gene Ontology annotation, cellular component: cytoplasm. NCBI's taxonomy places the organism in Eukaryota, Metazoa, Chordata, Aves, Passeriformes, Passeridae. Gene Ontology annotation, molecular function: calcium ion binding; calcium-dependent cysteine-type endopeptidase activity. The record is from RefSeq and is a predicted model, not a curated record. Gene Ontology annotation, biological process: proteolysis.
AUGUCCAGGGUCACGGUGAGACUCUGCCAAGAACGAGCAGCAGUGGAUGGGCUUGGAUCCAACAGGAAUGCCGUCAAGUAUUUGAAGCAUGACUAUGAAGCCCUGAAGCAGCAGUGCCUGCAGACCAGCACACUCUAGGAUGAAGAGUUCCCAGCCUGUCCUUCUGCUCUCGGCUACCAGGACCUGGGAUCAUAUUCCUUCAAAUCUCGGGGGAUAAUCUGGAAGCACCCCACGGAGUUAUGUGCCAACCCUCAGUUUAUAAUUGGAGGAGCUACUCAAACAGAUGUCUGCCAAGGAGACCUGGGGGAUUGCUGGCUCCUAACUGCCAUUGCAACUAUCACUUUGAAUACAGAUAUUCUGUUCCGUGUUUUUCCCAAGACUCAGAGUUUCCAGAAGGACUAUGCUGGAAUCUUUCAUUUCCAGUUCUGGCAGUAUGGGGAGAGGGUGGACAUGGUGCUGGAUGACAGGCUGCCCACCAAGAACAGGAAGCUGCUUUUCGUGCACUCAGAGGAAGGCAAUGAGUCCUGGAGCACGCUGCUGGAGAAGGCCUAUGCCAAACUGAAUGGUGCUUAUGAAGCUCUGGCAGGAGGCUCCACUGUGGAGGUCUUUGAGGAUUUUACUGGGGGCAUCUCUGACUCCUAUGAGCUGUGGAGGGCUCAUUCAAACCUCUACCAAAUCAUCCAGAAGGUCCUGAGAGCUGGGUCACUUCUUGGCUGCUCCCUCGAUGUAACUGCUACAGCUGAAAUAGAAGCAAUCACAAGCCUGAAGCUGGUAAAAGGACAUUACUCUAUCACUGGAGCAGAGGAGGUAUAUUACCAAGGACAGCCAGAGAAAGUAGUGAGGCUUAGGAAUCCCUGAGGUGAAGUAGAAUGGACUGGAUCUUGGAGUGAUAAUGGUCAUGAGUGGAAUUAUGUUGAUCCCAAACAAAAACAGGCUCUGGAUAAGCAAGUAGAUGAUGGAGAGUUUUGGAUGGCAUUUUCAGAUUUCCAAAGGCAGUUUAGCCACCUUGAGAUCUGCAAUUUGACUCCUGACACACUGACAAGCAACAAGGUCAACAAAUGGGACCUGACCCUGUUUAAUGGACAGUGGAGAUGGGGUUCAUCUGCUGGGCACUGCCAGAAUUACCCGGCAACAUACUGGACCAAUCCCCAGUUUAAAAUCUGGUUGGAUGAACCAGAUGAUGACCAUGAAGGGAGUUUCAACGAGCCAUGCUGUACCAUUCUGGUGGGCUUGAUGCAGAAGACACAGAGAAUGGGAGAAGGUCUGCUUAGUACUGGUUAUUCACUCUAUCAGAUAAAAUUUAUUCCUCAGGAGCUGGAAAGCAGCACAGAUGUGCACGCAGCAUGUUUCUUUGCAAGGCACCAGCCAGCAGCCUGGACUGAUCCUUAUGUGAACAUGUGUGAGGUUGCUAGCUCUAGCUGCAUGAUGCUGUCCUGGGGACAGUACCUCAUUGUGCCCUCCACCUUUGAGCCCUACAAGAAUGGGGAGUUCUGACUGAGAGUUUUUGCUGAGAAUCAGGCUAAAUCACAAAUGAUGGGUGAUGAGGUGUCUGCAAAGCCAUAUGAGCCUCAUGUUGAUAACAAAAAUAUCGAUGAUUAGUUCAAGACUCUAUUCCAAAAGCUCUCUGGAGAGGACUGUGAAGUGACUGCAACUGAACUUCAAAGGAUCCUGAACUGGUUUUUUGCGAAGAGAAAGGAUGUGAAAAGUGAUAGAUUCAGCAUUAACACUUGCAGGGAGAUGAUCAGCCUUUUAGAUUUCAAUGGGACCAGCACUUUGGGACUUGUAGAAUUCAAGACACUUUGGAUGAAGAUUCAAAAGGAUUUGGCAAUCUAUAAGAAAGUAGACAGUGACUACUCUGGUGCCAUCAACUCCCAUGAGAUGCAAAAUGCCCUCAGAAAGGCAGGUUUCAGACUCAAAGAUGAAGUGCAGCACAGCAUCAUCACCUGCUAUGCCUGCAGCACCAAGCUGACCAUCGACUUUGAUGGCUUUGUGGCCUGCAUGAUCCACCUGGAGACCCUGUUCAAAAUGUUUCAUCUCGUGGACAAAGACAAGAAUGGAGUCAUCCAGAUCUCUCUCCCUCAGUGGCUGUGCUGCACACUGGUUUGA